AUGCAAAAGAACAUCUGCUAUCGGCAACGGAGGAGAAAAGAAGUCGUCUACGACGAUUGCGUACUCGAGGACUCUUUGUCCCAAGGUGACUGGCACAUCGAGGAGAACACAAACGUGGACUACGAGAUGCUGCUCAGAGGAUUACGAGCCUUUGCUGAACGUGCCUCGAAGCCGCGCACGACAAACUUGGAUCGAAUUUCGAAGACCACCAACAAACUGUUGGAAAGAAGAAGGGCUUUGAGGCUUGAUUCGAAUGCAUCGCACAUUGAGCGGUUAGUAGUAAACACUAGCUGCAGAAAAGCGUUGCAGGAGAAUCUUUUGAAAUACAGGCAGAAGAAGAUUCUGGAAGCAGCACAAAGAGGAACGAGUCUAAAGAACUGCCGCAGAAAUCUCGGCGAAUAUAAUAUUCCGCUAGCAACCUUGCUGAGCGAAGACGGGACUCGCACGUCUUCUCGUCGUGAGAUGGAAAUCAUUACGGAGAGGUUCUACUCGAACCUUUUCCGUUCAUCAACUACUGUGUCAAGCCCGAUCAUCCCCACUGAUGAAGCUCCACCACGGAUUCUCCCUUCGGAAGUACGAGUCACUAUCAAGAGCAUGAAACCUGGCACAGCCCCCGGACUUGAUUUUAUAUCAGCAGACUUUCUUCGGGCUGGUGGCCAUCCGCUUCAAAUAAUCUUAGCAGCGCACAUGACAUUCUACCUUCAGAAAGAAAGAAUCUCAGACCAGUAUAAGACCUCGCAAACCGUUCUUAUCCAUAAGAAGGGUGACCGAGAAGACCUUCGGAACUACCUUCCGAUAUGCUUGCUGAGCGUGUUGUACAAAGUAUUCACCACGAUCAUCAUCACGCGCAUAUCUAAGACGCUGGAUGAAGCCCUGCCUCAAGAACAAGCUGGAUUCCGUCAGGGAUUCAGCUGUUUGGACCACAUCCAGACCGUAUCGAGGGUUCUAACCUUCGUCGACUAUGAGAAAGCCUUUAACAACGUAGAAACGAAUGCAAUACUGUCAGCGCUGGUCGAUCAAGGUGUGGACGCGUCGUAUGUGAGGACAUUAGCUAAUUGCUACGAUCGAUGCACGACUAGGAUACAGUUUUUCCACCGCCCUCUCACCACACCCAUUGGAAAGGGCAUACGACAAGGCGAUACUAUUAUAUAUCGCCGAAGCUGUUCUCGGCUUCAUUGCAAUGGGUAA
Molecule: messenger RNA, 1188 nt
Organism: Necator americanus (New World hookworm)
Lineage: Eukaryota; Metazoa; Nematoda; Chromadorea; Rhabditida; Ancylostomatidae
Exons: 1
Coding region: 1-1188 (395 amino acids)
Source: RefSeq, a predicted model, not a curated record